This is a messenger RNA of Rhea pennata, 1983 nucleotides long. RefSeq names its product dihydropyrimidinase like 4 (gene DPYSL4). The coding region runs from base 1 to 1983 and encodes 660 amino acids. Gene Ontology annotation, cellular component: cytoplasm. Lineage: Eukaryota; Metazoa; Chordata; Aves; Rheiformes; Rheidae. The transcript has 14 exons. The record is from RefSeq and is a predicted model, not a curated record. Gene Ontology annotation, molecular function: hydrolase activity, acting on carbon-nitrogen (but not peptide) bonds.
AUGGCGGCGCGGCGCGAGGAGCCGCUGCCCGCCUGCUUCGCGGGGCUGGGCGCCGGCAGCCCGCGGCCGCGGCAGAAGCGCGGCGGGAUGUUCUGCAGCGUCGUCGACGCCUUCGACAGCAAAACCUUAGACCUGGCCUCGCUGCGCGGCGGCCCCGACGGCCACGGCGACGGCGACGGCCGCAGCGCCCCGGCUCCGGCCCCGGCCCCAGACCCGGUCCCGGCUCCGACCCCGGCUGAAGCCCCCGACGUGGCUGCGCCGCUCCCCCGCUCUCCGGGGGCCGCCGACGUGCCCGGGGGCUGCGAGCAGAGUGACCAGCUUCUAAUCAAAGGAGGAAAAAUUGUCAACGAUGAUCAGUCGUUUUAUGCAGACGUCCUCGUGGAAGACGGUUUGAUAAAGCAGAUCGGGGAGAAGCUGCCGGCGCCCGCCGGGGCGCGGAGCCUGGACGCCCGCGGGCGGCUGGUGCUGCCCGGCGGCUUGGACGCGCACACGCGGCUGUGGGCGCUGGGCACGGCCCCCGCCGACGGCUUCCAGCAGGGCACGCGGGCGGCGCUGGCCGGCGGCACCACCACCAUCGUCGACCACGUGCUGCCGGAGGCCGGAGCGACGCUGCUGGCCGCCUACGAGCGCUGGCGAGAGGUUGCCGACGGCCAGGCCUGCUGCGACUACUCGCUGCACCUCGACGUGCCCCGCUGGCACGAGGGCCUCCGCGAGGAGCUGGAAGCCCUGGCGAGGGACAAGGGGGUGAACUCCUUCCUGGUCUUCAUGGCUUACAAGGACAAGCUGCAGUGCACCGAUGCCCAGAUGUACGAGAUAUUCAGCGUUAUCCGAGACCUGGGAGCCGUUGCCCAAGUGCACGCGGAGAAUGGAGACAUCAUCGAGGAGGAGCAAAAGCGGCUGCUGGAGCUCGGGAUUACGGGGCCGGAAGGGCACGUCCUCAGCCGCCCGGAGGAGGUCGAGGCGGAGGCAGUGUACCGCGCCAUUACGAUAGCCAGACAAGCCAACUGCCCCUUGUACGUCACCAAAAUAAUGAGCAAAGGUGCCGCGGACGUGUUAGCCCAGGCAAAGAGGAGAGGUGCCGUGGUGUAUGGGGAACCAAUUACCGCCAGCCUGGGCACUGACGGGUCCCACUACUGGAGCAAGAACUGGGCCAAGGCUGCGGCCUUCGUCACCUCGCCGCCCAUCAGCCCCGACCCCACGACACCCGACUAUCUCGCGUCCCUUUUGGCCUGCGGGGACCUGCAGGUCGCGAGCAGCGCUCACUGCACGUUCACCACCGCGCAGAAGGCGGUGGGAAAGGACAACUUCACCCUGAUUCCGGAGGGAACCAACGGCAUCGAGGAGCGAAUGUCCAUAAUUUGGGAGAAGUGCGUGGUCUCGGGGAAGAUGGACGAGAACGAUUUUGUAGCAGUGACCAGCACAAACGCAGCCAAAAUCUUCAACUGCUACCCCAGGAAGGGGCGCGUUGCCGUCGGGUCUGAUGCCGACCUGGUUUUGUGGAAUCCCAAGGCUACAAAGAUUAUCUCGGCAAAAUCCCACAAUUCGGACCUGGAGUACAACAUCUUUGAAGGACUCGAAUGCCGCGGGGCUCCCAGCGUGGUCAUCAGCCGCGGGAGGGUCGUGCUGGAGGACGGGAGCCUCUUCGUCACCCCAGGCUCCGGCCGCUUCAUUCCUAGAAAGCCGUUCCCGGAUUUUGUUUAUAAACGAAUAAAGGCAAGAAACCGGCUGGCCGAGGUCCAUGGCGUGCCCCGCGGGCUCUACGACGGGCCGGUGCACGACGCCGCCGUCGCGGCGAGGGCCGCGGCGCCCGCUGCCCGGGUGCCUCCCAGCGCCGGCAAAGCCGCGGCAGCCCCCGUCCGCAACCUGCACCGCUCGGGGUUCAGCCUCUCGGGCUCGCAGGCCGACGACCACGUGGCCAGGCGCACGGCGCAGAAGAUCAUCGCACCGCCGGGCGGCCGCUCCAACAUCACCUCCCUGUCGUAG